Messenger RNA from Rotaria sp. Silwood2, 687 nucleotides. The record is from the annotation of a GenBank genome assembly. NCBI's taxonomy places the organism in Eukaryota, Metazoa, Rotifera, Eurotatoria, Philodinida, Philodinidae.
AUGAGUGACUUAACUAAUGCGAUGAAAUAUCAUCAAGAAAGUUUAAAAAUGAAUGAAAAAUGUCUUCUAAUUGGACAUAAUAGUAUUGGAUCAAGUUUAAAUCAUAUUGCUCAUACACUCACUAAUCAAGGAAAGUAUAAUGAAGCCUUAAAUUAUUUUAAAACUUCGUUAAAAAUCCAACACAAUAUGUUUCCAAAUGGACAUAUUAGUACUGUUAAAACUUUAAGUAAAAUUGGAUAUAUUUAUUAUUUAAAGAAAGAUUAUAAUCUUGCAUUUGAUUAUUUUUCGAAGUGUAUGACAAUGAGAGAGACUUUAUUUGCUGAUAUUCAUGAUGUUACUUUAAUUAGUACUCUUACAUAUGUCAGUUUAGUUUUAACUAAACAACAACAAAAUAGUGAUUCGUUGAUUUAUUCAAUGCAUGCUCUCAAUCUUUCUAAAACUUUGCUACCUAUCGGACAUGAACAUAUAACUGAUUGUUACACUAAUAUUGGUAUUGUUUAUCGUAAAAAGGGUGAUUAUAUUAAAGCCUUCGAAUAUUUUGAAAAAGCUGCACAAAAUAAUAAUGCUAAACCUAUGCAACCAACUCCUAUUCGACUAGCACGCAUUUAUGAUAACAUGGAUAUUUGUUUAUGUUGUCAAAGUGAUGAUGAACAUGGAUUGAAUUAUCGCAUGGCAGCUGAUAAAUGA